Messenger RNA from Castor canadensis (American beaver), 2139 nucleotides. NCBI's taxonomy places the organism in Eukaryota, Metazoa, Chordata, Mammalia, Rodentia, Castoridae. The record is from RefSeq and is a predicted model, not a curated record.
CACCAAGUCCGGCGGCGGCGGCGGCGGCGGAGGCGGCCGGGAGGAGGAGGAGGAGGAGGAGGCGGAGGACGCGGCGGUGGCGGCGGGGACGCGGUGACUUAGGGCCGCUCCGUUCUGCUUUUUUUCCACCGAUGUAACAGACCUGGAGCCAGCAAGACUCAGAGGAGAGGACUUAAUCAAGUUUAUGUGUCCUAAAGGUUAUGAAGACAGCAUGGAGUUUCCAGACCACAGUAGACAUUUGCUGCAGUGUCUGAGCGAGCAGAGACACCAGGGCUUUCUUUGUGACUGCACUGUUCUGGUGGGAGAUGCCCAGUUCCGAGCGCACCAAGCUGUGCUGGCUUCGUGCAGCAUGUACUUCCACCUCUUUUACAAGGACCAGCUGGACAAAAGAGACAUUGUUCAUCUGAACAGCGACAUUGUUACAGCCCCCGCUUUCGCUCUCCUGCUUGAAUUCAUGUAUGAAGGGAAACUCCAGUUCAAAGACUUGCCCAUUGAAGACGUGCUAGCAGCUGCCAGUUAUCUCCACAUGUAUGACAUUGUCAAAGUCUGCAAAAAGAAGCUGAAAGAGAAAGCCACCACUGAGGCCGACAGCACCAAAAAGGAAGAAGACGCCUCAAGUUGUUCUGACAAAGUCGAGAGCCUCUCGGAUGGCAGCAGCCACAUGGCCGGCAACCUGCCCAGUGAUGAAGAUGAAGGUGAAGAUGAAAAACUGAACAUCCUGCCCAGCAAAAGGGACUUGGCAGCGGAGCCUGGGAACGUGUGGAUGCGAUUGCCCUCCGACUCGGCAGGCAUCCCCCAGGCAGGCGGAGAGGCAGAGCCACACGCCAUAGCAGCUGGGAAAACAGUAGCCAGCCCCUGCAGCUCAACAGAGUCUUUGUCCCAGAGGUCUGUCACCUCCGUGAGGGAUUCGGCAGAUGUUGACUGUGUGCUGGACCUGUCUGUCAAGUCCAGCCUUUCAGGAGUUGAAAAUCUGAACAGCUCUUAUUUCUCUUCACAGGACGUGCUGAGAAGCAACCUGGUGCAGGUGAAGGUGGAGAAAGAGGCGUCCUGUGAUGAGAGUGAUGUUGGCACUAAUGACUAUGACAUGGAACAUAGCACUGUGAAAGAGAGUGUGAGCACUAACAACAGGGUACAGUAUGAGCCGGCCCAUCUGGCCCCUCUGAGGGAGGACUCGGUCUUGAGGGAGCUGGACCGGGAGGACAAAGCCAGCGAUGACGAGAUGAUGACCCCUGAGAGCGAGCGUGUGCAGGUGGAAGGGGGCAUGGAGAGCAGCCUGCUCCCCUACGUGUCCAACAUCCUGAGUCCCGCGGGCCAGAUCUUCAUGUGCCCUCUAUGCAACAAAGUCUUCCCCAGCCCGCACAUCCUGCAGAUCCACCUGAGCACGCACUUCCGCGAGCAGGACGGCCUGCGCAGCAAGCCCACCGCCGAUGUCAAUGUGCCCACGUGCUCGCUGUGUGGGAAGACGUUCUCGUGCAUGUACACGCUCAAGCGCCACGAGAGGACUCACUCGGGGGAGAAGCCCUACACGUGCACGCAGUGCGGCAAGAGCUUCCAGUACUCCCACAACCUGAGCCGCCACGCCGUGGUGCACACCCGCGAGAAGCCCCACGCCUGCAAGUGGUGCGAGCGCAGGUUCACGCAGUCCGGAGACCUGUACAGACACAUCCGCAAGUUCCACUGUGAGUUGGUGAACUCCUUGUCGGUCAAAAGCGAAGCACUGAGCUUGCCCACUGUCAGAGACUGGACCUUAGAAGAUAGCUCUCAAGAACUUUGGAAAUAAUUUUAUAUAUAUAUAUAAAUUAUAUAUAUAUAUAUAUAUACAUAUACAUAUAUAUACAUAGAUCUCUAUAUAGUUGUGGUACGGUCUAAAAGCAGUCUUGUUUCCUGGAACUAAAAAGUUGGGAUCUUAACUUGUUUUUUGCACUUUAGAAUAAUAGCAUGAGAAUCUCACUAAUUUAGCAUUCUGAUAAAAGAGACUUAGAGCAAGUCAGAGAAUAGAGAGGUGUCUUUCCUUUGAAGGAUAGGCUAAGGAAGCCAGUAAGAACCUUCUCAACAAAUUGUCCUAUCACAAAUGCUUUCAUAUGGCUUAAUUUUGUCAACACUGCAUUGUCUUUGAGCUUUUGUGUGUGUGUGUGUGUG